CCUAUAAUGAUGUGCAUGUCAACUUCACUCAUGAAGAGUGGGCUUUGCUGGAUCCUUCCCAGAAGAAUCUCUACAAAGAUGUGAUGGUGGAAACUUACAGAAACCUCACUGCUAUAGGCUACAAGUGGGAAGAUAAUAUUGAAGAGCACUGUCAAAGUUUUCGAAGACAUGGAAGGUAUGAAAGAAAUCAUACUACAGAGAAACCUUCUGAAUGUACUCAAUGUGUUAAAGCCCUUGAAUCCUUUAUGCGUCACAGUCAUCUUGAAAGGCACAAAAGAACACAUACAGGAGAAAAACCCUAUGAAUGUAAUCACUGUGGUAAAGCCUUUAUGCAUGACAGUCAUCUUCAAAGGCACAAAAGAAUACAUACUGGAGAGAAACCCUAUGAAUGUAAUCAGUGUAGUAAAGCCUUUUCAUGUCAGAGUUAUGUUCAAAGUCAUAAAAGAACACAUACUGCAGAGAAACCCUAUGAAUGUAAUCAUUGUGGUAAAGCCUUUUCAUGUCAGAGAUAUCUUCAAAUUCAUAAAAGAACACAUACUGGAGAGAAACCCUAUGAAUGUAAUCAGUGUGGUAAAGUAUUUGCACAAUACAGUCAUCUUCAAAGGCACAAAAGAACACAUACUGGAGAGAAACCUUAUGAAUGUAAUCAGUGUGGUAAAGCCUUUUCAUGUCACAGUCAUCUUCAAAGGCAUAAAAGAACACAUACUGGAGAGAAACCCUAUGAAUGUAAUCAGUGUGGUAAAGCCUUUGCACAAUACAGUCAUCUUCAAAGUCAUGAAAGAACACAUACUGGAGAGAAACCCUAUGAAUGUAAUCAGUGUGGUAAAGACUUUGCACAAUACAGUCAUCUUCAAAGUCAUGAAAGAACACAUACUGGAGAGAAACCCUAUGAAUGUAAUCAGUGUGGUAAAGUGUUUGCACAAUACAGUCAUCUUCAAAGUCAUGAAAGAACACAUACUGGAGAAAAACCCUAUGAAUGUAAUCACUGUGGUAAAGCCUUUAUGCAUGACAGUCAUCUUCAAAGGCACAAAAGAAUACAUACUGGAGAGAAACCCUAUGAAUGUAAUCAGUGUAGUAAAGCCUUUUCAUGUCAGAGUUAUGUUCAAAGUCAUAAAAGAACACAUACUGCAGAGAAACCCUAUGAAUGUAAUCAUUGUGGUAAAGCCUUUUCAUGUCAGAGAUAUCUUCAAAUUCAUAAAAGAACACAUACUGGAGAGAAACCCUAUGAAUGUAAUCAGUGUGGUAAAGUAUUUGCACAAUACAGUCAUCUUCAAAGGCACAAAAGAACACAUACUGGAGAGAAACCUUAUGAAUGUAAUCAGUGUGGUAAAGCCUUUUCAUGUCACAGUCAUCUUCAAAGGCAUAAAAGAACACAUACUGGAGAGAAACCCUAUGAAUGUAAUCAGUGUGGUAAAGCCUUUGCACAAUACAGUCAUCUUCAAAGUCAUGAAAGAACACAUACUGGAGAGAAACCCUAUGAAUGUAAUCAGUGUGGUAAAGACUUUGCACAAUACAGUCAUCUUCAAAGUCAUGAAAGAACACAUACUGGAGAGAAACCCUAUGAAUGUAAUCAGUGUGGUAAAGUGUUUGCACAAUACAGUCAUCUUCAAAGUCAUGAAAGAACACAUACUGGAGAGAAAUCCUAUUAAUGUAAUCAGUGUGGAUAAGCCUUUUCAUGUCAUCGUUAUCUUCAAAGUAAAAGAACACAUACUGAGGCAAAACCAUAUGAAUGUAAUGAGUCUUGUAAAGCUUUUUUUUUAUGUCACAAUUAUCUUCAAAGUCAUAAAAGAACACAUACUGGAGGAAAACGCUGUGAAUGUAAUUGUGGUAAAGCCUUUUUAUGUCAUAGUUAUCUUAAAUGGCAUAAAAGAACACAUACUGGAGAAAAACCCUAUGAAUGUAAUCAGUGUGGGAAAACCUUUGCUGAAGACAUUUAUCUUCAAGUACAUGGAAGAACACAUACUGGAGAGAAACUCUAUGAAUGCAAUGUGGUA
This is a messenger RNA of Peromyscus leucopus (white-footed mouse), 1994 nucleotides long. Its product is annotated as zinc finger protein 431-like. Gene Ontology annotation, biological process: regulation of transcription by RNA polymerase II. Gene Ontology annotation, molecular function: DNA-binding transcription factor activity; RNA polymerase II cis-regulatory region sequence-specific DNA binding. The transcript is spliced from 5 exons. The record is from RefSeq and is a predicted model, not a curated record. The coding region runs from base 84 to 1649 and encodes 521 amino acids. Lineage: Eukaryota; Metazoa; Chordata; Mammalia; Rodentia; Cricetidae.